GCAUAGCAGUUUCAUAAGAUAAAGAUAGACCACAGCUCAGCCUGCAGACACCACACAACUUGUCUCUUGCAGUUUGCUAUACUGGAGUGAAGGAACAUGUCUCAAGACAAAAAGAUUUCAGUCAUCAUCCUGAGCAAAGAGGAGUCUUGGGCAAAAAGCCUAAUAUCCACUAUCCUGGGAAAUAACAGCCAAGAGACCCAAAAAACUGAGAAUCAGAUAUUAACUUUAGAGCAUAUAACAUACAAACAAUGGGAUGAUUUCAAGCAUAUAUCCUUUGAUGAACAUGACCCUGAUAUGUGUUUGUUGGUGGGAGAGGAAACAUUUGAAGCUAAUGAUGUUUGGCAGCAGAUAGAACAUCUGGACAAGAAAGCUAAGUUCAUAGUUGUCCUGCCAUUCGAAUGUAAACUCACAGAUGAUCGAUUCAAGUCUUGGACCCUUCCAGAGCUUUCAAGUGAACUGGAAAAACUGGCUAAAGAAAGAAAACUAGAUAACAGAGAUAAUGGAUUCGAGUCUCGGACCCUUAAAGAUUUUUUCAAGAAUCUGGAAAAACUGGCUGAAAAAAGACAACUGCUUCUAAUCAAGAGGUGUGGAGAAAACACUGAGGCACCGACACCUACAGGUGGCAGAUCUAUCAAAGAGCUCUCCACUGACCACAAGAAGAGUUUAAAAAGACAGCACACUGCCACUGACGUCAGUCUUGUUCUUGUGGGAAUGGCUGGGACUGGAAAGAGUGCCAGUGGAAACACCAUCCUCGGAGACAAACUCUUCACGUCUAAAGCCAGUUCAAAGCCAGUCACUGCAAAGUGUCAGGUGAAAGAAACAAAGAUAAAAGACAUACAUGUGCGUGUAAUUGAUACUCCAGACAUCUUUGAUGAUGACCUCAAAUCAUCUGAUGAACAUGUAAAAAACUGUAAAAAGCUGUGUAAAUCAGACUCCUGUGUGUAUCUCCUUGUGAUGCAUGUAAGCAGAUUUACAGAUGGUGAGAGAGAGAUACUGACAAAGUUAGAAAAAGCUUUUGGGAACAAAGUCAGUGAAAAAACAGUCAUCGUGUUCACCAGAGGAGGCGACCUGCAGCAGGCAGAAAUGAGCCUGGAGGAUUUUUUGAAAUCCUGCCAACCUAAGCUGAAGGAAAUAAUUGAAAAAUGUGGCAACAGGUGUGUUGUUUUUGAGAACAGCAAACCAGAUUCAGUUCAAGUGAAAAACUUGAUGGACAUCGUGGUCAGUCUGAUCCGUCCAUCCACUGUCAUACACUGAUGACAGUGGAUCAGAUCAGAGUGAUAAAGGGCUUACAAAUGAUUUCUCAUAAACAGGUAAAUCAUUUAAUGAUUUCCUGACAUAUCCAGUUAAAAAUUAGUCAGAGCCGUAGACAUUUGUGAAUAAAGUACUUUUUUGAAAUUACUGCAUUAUUUAGUCUCUUGCUGUGUUAAUGUAGCCAGUUCAUGAUAAAUACCACAGAGCCUUCUACUGAGUGUGAUUAAAUGUUCGGAUAUCAUACAUGAUUUGAUGAUUCAUAGCUUAUAUUAAACUGCUUUCAAACACGCCCCAACACAGUUUUAACACUUUUAUAGACACAUUUACAUAUUUAGAUUUACAGAUGGUGAGAGAAAAAAAGACUUUGUGAACAAAGACCUACAAAAAGCAGAAAUGAACCUGGAGAAUUUUUUGAAUUAAUGCCAACCUAAGCUGAAGGAAAUUGAAAAAUGUGGCAGCAGGUGUUUUGUUUUUGAGAACAGAAAUGAUAACUUAAUCUAUCAGAUCAGAGAAAGGACACAAUUUCCUGCGUAAAAAAAUAAGUAGGUUAAAGCAUUAGAUGAUUCAAUAUAAUUAGCCACUUUCACCGUUAGAUUAUACAGCUGUAAAUUGAACAUUUAUGUUUUUACUUUAUUUCCAACUAUUCCAUGCUGAAGCAGAGAUCUCCUUCUGUUGGUUUGUUUGAAAUUGGAACUUUUAAUUUUCUCUAAUUGAUAACUGUGAUGUAAUCCAU
Messenger RNA from Pelmatolapia mariae (spotted tilapia), 1984 nucleotides. RefSeq names its product GTPase IMAP family member 6-like. The transcript is spliced from 5 exons. The coding region runs from base 97 to 1254 and encodes 385 amino acids. Gene Ontology annotation, molecular function: GTP binding. The record is from RefSeq and is a predicted model, not a curated record. NCBI's taxonomy places the organism in Eukaryota, Metazoa, Chordata, Actinopteri, Cichliformes, Cichlidae.